Phytophthora sojae is the source of this 816-nucleotide messenger RNA. RefSeq lists its product as hypothetical. The record is from RefSeq and is a predicted model, not a curated record. The coding region runs from base 1 to 816 and encodes 271 amino acids. Lineage: Eukaryota; Oomycota; Peronosporomycetes; Peronosporales; Peronosporaceae. Gene Ontology annotation, molecular function: nucleic acid binding; zinc ion binding. The transcript has a single exon.
AUGCCCACCAUUGCCCAACUACGCGCCGAGAUCGAUCGGCUGAACCAAGCGAUGGCGGACCCCACGCGAGUGCCGAGCAACCUGCCGAAGUUCACCGGCAAGCGAGGGGAGGAUGUCCGCGAAUGGCUGUUCCAGAUCGAGAACGCCUGUCGAAUCAACAACAUCCCGAUCGAAGACGCAAGCACCCGACUACCAGGAAUCGCGGGGUCGGCGAUGGAGAAGCCUGCCUCCGGCUGGUUCCUGCACUGGUCGUCGACGACUCGAAGCGAGGAGCACACGUGGGGGAUUUUCCGUGAGCAUGUGCUCCAACACUUCGAGGCAUCGAACUACCAGGCUGUCCUGCGCGAGAAGCUUCAGCGACUCAAGCAGGCAGCAGACAUUGAGACGUACAACGGUGAGUACUCAGCUCUCAUCUUCAGAGUGGAGGGCAUGAGCGUACUCGACCAAGUGCUGUGCUACGCGAACGGUCUCAAGCCUCGCACGCGCAGCUACGUCAAGCUCGAGAACCCCCAGACCCUGAGCGACGCUAUGGACUUGGCUGUCAAGUACGAGGUGACUCACUUCGUCGAAGAAGCUCGCGACCGUCAACCCAAGCGCGACAAGAAGUUCUCGUCGGCUGAUCAACCUCACGCCCAAGGUAAACCCUUCAAGGGGAAGCCGUUCCGCAGGAAAUGCCGCUUCAAGCCGAGAGCUGAGCCCAAAUGCGCCGAGGGUCGUACCUGCUUCCACUGCAAGCAGCCUGGUCACAUCAAGACCAACUGCUUUCUCUGGAAGAAAGAGCAGGAGAAACAGGGAAACGGGCAACCACGUCAGUGA